Molecule: messenger RNA, 533 nt
Organism: Mollisia scopiformis
Lineage: Eukaryota; Fungi; Ascomycota; Leotiomycetes; Helotiales; Mollisiaceae
Exons: 1
Coding region: 60-533 (157 amino acids)
Source: RefSeq, a predicted model, not a curated record
CUAAUCCACCCGACCUCACUCCAUCUUCACCCUCUCCCUCAACAACACAAACAACCAAAAUGUCUACAAACACAAACACAACCCCAACUCCCCUCCCAAAAUACAUCUACAAAAUCCUCCCCUCAUCCCCCACGCCACCAUCUCCCUUGCCACCAAAUCUCCCCCUCUCACCCCUCGACCGCCGAGACACCUUCCUCCACUUCAGCACCAGCGCGCAAAUCCUCGGCACCCUGCAAAAUUUUUUCAAAUCAGAAAAACACGUAUGGAUCCUGCGAGUGCCGUAUGAAAGGGUAGAGAAAUUUGUGAAGUGGGAGGACGCGAGGGGGAAGGGGCCGGAUGAGAAGGGUGGGUGUUGGGAUGUGGAGGGGUCGAGGGGGUUGUUUCCGCAUGUUUAUGGGAAUGGGGAGGCGGGCGAUGAGUGUGGGUUGAGGCUUGGGAGGGAGGAGGUGGAUGAGGUGGGGAGGUGGGAGAGGGGUGGUGAGGAGUGGGGGAAGGAGGGGUGGCCUUUUGGGGAGGAUGAGCCGAAGGAGUGA